Molecule: messenger RNA, 515 nt
Organism: Galeopterus variegatus (Sunda flying lemur)
Lineage: Eukaryota; Metazoa; Chordata; Mammalia; Dermoptera; Cynocephalidae
Product: serine/threonine-protein kinase D2-like
Exons: 3
Biological process (GO): protein phosphorylation
Molecular function (GO): ATP binding; protein serine/threonine kinase activity
Source: RefSeq, a predicted model, not a curated record
CUCAGGCCCUUUACCCCUCCCUUCCUCAGGUGAAGCUGUGUGACUUCGGCUUUGCGCGCAUCAUCGGUGAGAAGUCGUUCCGCCGCUCGGUGGUGGGCACGCCGGCCUACCUGGCGCCUGAGGUGCUGCUCAACCAGGGCUACAACCGCUCGCUGGACAUGUGGUCAGUAGGCGUGAUCAUGUAUGUCAGCCUCAGCGGCACGUUCCCAUUCAACGAGGACGAGGACAUCAACGACCAAAUCCAGAACGCUGCCUUCAUGUACCCGGCCAGCCCCUGGAGCCACAUCUCGGCAGGAGCCAUCGACCUCAUCAACAACCUGCUGCAGGUGAAGAUGCGCAAGCGCUACAGUGUGGACAAGUCUCUCAGCCACCCCUGGUUGCAGGAGUACCGGACGUGGCUGGACCUCCGGGAGCUGGAGGGGAAGAUGGGCGAACGGUACAUCACGCACGAGAGCGACGAUGCGCGCUGGGAGCAGUUUGUGGCCGAGCACCCGCUGCCCGGGCCCGGGCUCCCG